Fonticula alba is the source of this 7082-nucleotide messenger RNA. RefSeq lists its product as hypothetical. The transcript is spliced from 18 exons. The record is from RefSeq and is a predicted model, not a curated record. The coding region runs from base 57 to 6941 and encodes 2294 amino acids. NCBI's taxonomy places the organism in Eukaryota, Rotosphaerida, Fonticulaceae.
CUCCCUUCGCCCACCCUCGCUCGAUCCCGGCCCCCGCACGCCGGGCGCACAGUACCAUGAUGAGCGGCGGGCUUCCCGGAACCGGCAACACCCUGGGCGGGUACGCCAGCACGGCGUACCUGUCGCCGCGACAGCACUUUCGCCGGCGGCUCCAUGUGGUCAAGAAUGCCGUGGCCGCGGACUCGCCGAACCUCUCGCGGGCCAUGCAGUACGCGGUCAUCCGGUCGCUGAUGCAGCUGCGCGCCAUCGAGGUGAGCGUCGAGCGGUCGGCCAUGCCGACCAUCCCGUCCGGGCUGCAGGCCGAGUUCUCCUUCGGCGCCGGGCGCAGCCAUAUCUUCGGCUCGGGGCUGAGCUUUGUCGUGUCGGAGAUCGACCAGCUGGACAAGUAUGUGGAGGAUGUGCUUCCUCGACUGUCAUCGGUGGUGGCCCUCUCGGAGCCGGGGCCGCGGCCGUCGCUGUCCUCCGGCGGGAGCGGGAUCGCCACGCCGCCGGCCAUGGUCGGGCACUCGAGCAGCUCGUCGGUUGUCCACCCGGGCGGUCUGGGGACCGCCGUCAUGGCCACCGCGGCCCCGCCGGUGCGCUCGAGCUCCCUGACUGCCACGGCCGGCGACCCGGGCCCCUUCCUCCGGCCGCUGCUGGCCAGCGGUCCCCCCCCGGCCGACUCCCUCUUCGGGCCGUCUCGAAGCUCGGGCGCCGAGUCGUCCGGCGCCCGGGCCGGGGUCCUGCUGGACCUGACGGAGUUUGAUGAUCCCUUCGCCACGCACUCGACCUCCGGACUGCUUGCGUCCUCCUCGGCGUCCUCCUCCUCGGCGUCCUCCUCCGGCUUUUCGUCGUCCCUCUCGCCGGCUGUCCUGGCUCCAAGCGGCGGCGGCGGCGGCGGCGGCGGCGGCCCGGCCCCGAUGAUGGACUCCGGGCAGCUGGACUACUUUGACCCCUUUUCGGCCACCACCCCGGGCCGGAGCUCCGAGGCGUCGGCUCGCUCAUCCGAGCACUCGGCCUCCGGGCUGCUGAAUCCCCUGGCCGGGAUGCCGCUCAACAGCAUCCAGGACUUCCGCCGGAAGAUGUCCCUGACUGUGCCACCGGCGUCGCUCAUUUCCUCGGUCACCAUGUCCGACCGGGCCAAUGGCCAGCGCUGGUUCCAGAAGGCCUGGGCCGACAUCGGAUCCACCGUGGUCGCGAACCACCACAGCGAGCAGCUCCUCCUGCGCUCGGUCCUCCGAGGGGUCAACUACGCCUGGCUCCUGGCCGAGCUCCUGACGUCGCCGCGGUUUGCGGCAGCCAGCCAGCGCCCCGGUGCCCCUGUGGGCAUGCUGAGCCCGGAAAGCCUGGAAGGCUCGGCACUCCACUCGCCGGACCAGCUCUUCGGCACGGGGGACCACACUUCGCCGGGGCUCGGGGCCCCGGGGCGCUACAUGUCCGACAUGGACCUGCUGUCCGGGUGCCCGGGCAUCGCGCAUGUGAAAGCGCGCCUGGCCCAGUUGCUGGCUUGCCCGCAUGCUCGCGGGGCCUAUGGGGUGCCGGUUUUGCGGGGCCUGGCCGGGGGCACGGCCGCCGGCGGGGCCAUCCCCGAGACCCAUCCCUUCAGCGAGGACCUGGCCCCGGUGCUGGCGUACACGGCGCGCAUUUUCUUUUCCGACACAUCGCAAGUGCUGCGCUCGGCCGGGGCCGGGGCCGGGCGUGGAUCGGCAUCCGGCUCAGGGUCCGGGUCCGGGUCCAGUCGGCGAGGUCCGGUGGCCGAUCAGCCGGGUGAUCGCCUGUCGUCGGGGCCGCCGUCGGGGGGCCAUGCCUCGGGGUCGGCCUCGCAGUCGGGCUCCUCGCAGGCGCCAGGCAGCAAGCCCUCGAGUCCGGUGCUGGGCCUCGGGCAGAUGCCCGGGGUCGGGGCUGGCGGCUCCGGGCCCGGCCCCGGGCCGGGGUCCGCCUCGACCCCGGACUCCGGCCGGCUGUCGCGCCAUGGGUCCCUGAGCAGCCUGGGGUCGCCGCUCAUGCGUGCCGGCUCGUUGCUGUCCUUCUCCAGCAUCGGCGAGGCGGCCGGGGACCAGCGGCCCGGGCCGGGUCCCGUGGCGUUCACCCCGCCGGUGGCCGGGGACCAGCGGCUCGGGCCGGCGGCCGACUUCGCCGCCCUCGGCCCGGCCGGGUCCACCUUCUCGGCCCUGGGUACCGGGGUGGAUGCGGCGCAUGUGCGCGACCUCUCGCGCAUGCUUUCAUCCAUCCACAGCCAGACGCACAUCAGCGACUUUGAAGAUGCGGUGUGCUGCGCCCUGGAGUUCUCCAUGCAGCUGGCCGCCCUGGACACGCAUCCCCUGUAUGGUCGCGAGAUUGGGGCCGCCGGUGGCUCCGAAGAUGGUAGCCUCCCGGGGGCACAUGCCGGUAGCCUGCUCGACCCGAUCGGGGCCUGGCAGCAGAGCGCCUUCGAUGAGUUGGUCCUGCGGGUGCACUUUCUCUGCCAAGUUGCCAGCCUGAUGGCCGCGCGGGAUGGCCUGCUGGCCGAUCUGGGCAGCGUGGCGCUGGACUCGUUCGCGGAAUCCCUCUGCUUCGCGGUUCUGCUUGAGGGCCAGGAGAUCGUCACCUUGCGGCGAAAGCAUUGUUUCGUUGGCGAGAUCUCCCUCUCCUUCAACAGCCUGACACACGUGUGCGAGUCGCUCGGGACGAGCCUGGCCCAGAUGGAUGAGCUCUGCCAGUGUGGCCCGCAUGCCUUCCACGACGAUAGCAACCGGUCGUGCAUCCGCUGUGGGCGGCCCUUCACGCCGGAGCCGACAGUGCGUAUUCUGCCAGGCAACUUGGGCCCCGCGUCCGGCGGGCCGGACGCCGGUGCCCCGGGCGCCGGGUCGGCCGCCCCCCGGCCCCAGUCGCUCGUGGGCUUCAGCUUCUCCAUCGACCUCCCGCAGCCGACGUCGCGACUGAAGCUCCUCCUGUCGGACCUCCGGUGCACCGAGACGUCGGCUCCUGGCGGGUCGGUGGCCAACGGGGCGGCCCCCUCCGGGGGGGUGCUUUCGCCGCUGGACGCGGCUCACUCCUGGCUGGAUCCGGAGUCCGGGGAGGCCCGCGCGCUCAGCAUCGACUUCAGCCGCGGUGUAGCCCGGCCAUUUGCCGGGCCCGGGGCCGGGACUCCCAGCAGGGCCGAUGCAUCUCAGGCGGCCGAGCAGCCCCUGCGCUUUGACCCGUUCGGGGAAAAUAUCCCCGCCGGGUUGGCCGUUUCGUCGAAAGCCCUUGUGUCCAGCCUGCUGGCCCGGUCGUCGGUGUCGGUGCCUCUGAACAUGACCCGGGUGACGGCCAGCGCGGCCGCGGCCGCGGCCGCGGCCUCCACCACCCAAGACAACGACUUCCUGUUCAUCUCCAACCCCGUCACCCUGCCGGGUGUCAUUCGCCUGGCCAUUUCCUCGGCCACAUUGGAUCUGGAGCCCUGUGCGUCGGCCCUGACCGGGAGCUUCCAGUCGCGUCUGUCGCUGGACUUCCCGUUCAGUUCGCACAAGGGCUCGGCGGCGGGUAGCAAUACCGGCAGUGGCGGCGGCGGCGGCGUCGGCGUCGGCGGCGUCGGCGGCAGCGGCGGCGGCCCGCCUGGUCCUUGGACUCGGAUGGAGUCCGAUGUGUCGGUGGAGUUCUGCUGGGAUCCGCAAUUCUUCCAUGCCAUGCCGGACUUCCACUCGCGCUUUGAACUGCUGGCGCAGCGAUGCAUCGUGCACGACCUGGCCUCCUUCGUGCCGAGCCCCGAGGCUCGAAGCCAGGACCCCGGCGUCUUCCAGGACUGCCUGUCGGCCGAGUCGCGGCUGCUGCUCAGGUCCUUCGCCGGCUUCUAUGGGCUGCGGCCGAUCUACUGUGACAUUGUCGAGCUGUAUGUCCUGGUGGACCUCUUCCUCAUGGCCAUCACCCCCGAGAGCAGCCCCGCCUCCUCGCAGCUGAUCUCCGAUGGGCUGGUGGCCAGCAUCCUCAUCCUGCAGCAGGCGUCCUUCGUGAUGGACAAGCUGCUGCAGCAGUUCCGCUCGACCGAGGCCCUGAGCGGGGCCCUGCUGGACAGCUUCUGUUCGUCGGCGGCCCAGUCCAUCCUGUGCCACAUCGAGCAGACCACCUUGGAGGCGUCGCUGCGGACCCUGCACUCGCUGAUGGUGGACCGGCUGUCGCGGUACUCGGAGCUGUUCCCGGUGCGGCCGUCGUACUCGGAGCAAUUGCCCUUCGACACGGCGCGGCCCUUCUACCAUGCGAUGCAGCUGUAUUUGCAGACCCUGCGCUUGACAUUGGCCCUGCAGAACAUCAUCACCCCGGAGGUGGGGUUCUCCUUCCGGGAAAUUGUCCACACCUGCAUCCGGCAGAAUGCCAAGCGGGUGUUCAGCUUCAUCACGAAUGAGCUCGGGCCGGCCGAGGGCCCGGGCGCAAGUGGGGCCGGGGGCGCCAGCGCGUCGGACCCCGGCGCCGGCGCCGGCGCCGGCCCGGGCAUCGUCCGUGCCACCUCCACCUCCUCGCUGUUGCCCUUCUCCUCGUGGUACUCCUCGAGCGGCGGGCUGGCUGGGAUGUUCUCGGUGUCGCGACUGGGCCGGCCCUUCCAGGCGCUGGACGGCCUGGCGGGCGGGGCAUCGGGCGCCGGCGCCGGCGGUGGUGGUAGUUUCGCCGGGGGAGCUGGUGCGCUGGGCCCGGGCGCCGGUGGCGGUGGCCCAUCGGCCGAUGGGCUUCUUCUGCCCCCGGCUGCCGCGGGCUCUGGCGCCGGGCACCUGCUCAGUAGUGAGGACAUUUGCACCAACUUCUCCGAGCUGCUGCUCUACCAUGCGCUGGAGCCGGAGCGCAUCCAGUAUGGCCCGAAUGUCUUCUCCAAGUUCGACGUUGACUCGGUGUCGGUGGCGGCCUGCCUGCACUUCGAGCUGGCCACCAACCUCCUGUCGAAGAUUUUCCUCGACGCACAUCACGCCCUCACCCGGGGCCACAUUUUGUCGGACUGCGAGCGCAUCAUCUCCGAGCACAUGGACCGGUCGCUGCGAGCCGGGGCCUUUUCGCUGGCCAUGCGGGCCGGUGUCGGGACUGGCCCCGGCAGCCGGUCCGGCCCCAAUGGGCGGUUCUUCUCGGGCCCCGGGGCCGGGCGUCUUGCCCCGCGCCCCGGGCCCGGGCCCGGGUCCCGGACGUCGGACUUCCCGAACAACGAGCACUUCCUCAACCGCUUCAAGUCCUACUUCGUCCUUCAAAAGAUCAACUCCAUCUACAACUCGUUCCUGCUGGAGUCUCCCAAGCAUCUUCCUCACAAUUCCCCGCUUCCCGAGGCCUUCCCCAUUGAUCAGUGGUUCUCGCCGCUGGUGGUCAUCUGGCUGACGCACUACCUUCAGCCGACCCUGCGGCGGGGGUUCGUCAUCCCGGAGGACUCGUGGUUUGAUACGAGCCGCGCCGCCUCCGGGUCAUCGUCGUCGUCGUCCUCCUCCUCCGGCUCCUCCUCCUCCUCCGGCUCCUCCUCGUCGUCUUCCGGUGGCGGCAGCCGGUCCGGCGGGUCCGGGGGGGCUGGCGGAUCCGGCGGGUCCGGGGGGGCUGGCUCUGGCGGCUCGUCGGCCUUCGGCACCUCGCCUGCCCGUUCGCUGCAUGCCAUGACUUUGUCGGACAUUUUCUGCUGCAUCUCCAAGGUGCACAACUUCCUAAUGCGCUUCUCCUGGUCGAACACGCAUGCCCUGACCACCGUGCUGGGGUGCUUUGUUUCGAUUGUGUGCGAGCACUCGCGGGAGUUCGGCUCUUCGGCGCAGGUCCUGUCGUUCCAGUACCUGACGGCUGAUGCGCUGGAGGCGGCCGCCCGCGACCAGGCCACUUCGGCCGUCGCCUCGCCCGAUGCCAACUUCUUCUCGGCCUCCUAUUCGGGCUUGUGGAAGAAGAGUUCCAGCUCGGCCGGCGACAUCCGCCUUGGUGUGCCGCGGAUUUACUUCAUCAUCAUGAACACCCUCGAGCGGCUGGUAGCCUACCUGACCCACCUCCGGCGCUUGACCAUGGAGGACCUGCACCGGUAUGAGCGAUCGCACCCGACGCCGAGCGGCCCGGUUGGCGGCGCGCUGCAUGACUUCCAGACCCUGGUGGCCCCGAUCGAGCAGCACUUCGACACGGCCAUCUUGGCCCUGAAUCAGAUGCUGCUGGCCAUGGCCGGGCGCCUGGUGGAGGCCCUCUGCCAGGGGAUCAGCCCGACCUGCUACGAGUACUUGCAAUUGGUGGCGCCGUCGUCGCUGCUGCUGACCGUGGACCAGCCGGCAGUCGGGACCAUGGACCCCGGAGCUGGGGGCAUGCCCGGCGGCGGCGGCGGCGGCGGCGGCGGCGGCGGCGGCGGCGGCGGCGGCGGCGGCGGCCCGGACGCCAGCACCGCCUCGCUGGCCUUGGGCGGGGUGUCCGGCGGCCUGGGCGCCGCGGCGUCCUACCUGCUGGGCGGGGCCGGGCUGGGGACCUCCUCGACACGGAUCCAAUCGACGCCGUUCCUGGCGCCGCGGCUCUUCGGCCUGGUGGGGUCGCUCUACUUGGACCCGUCUUUCAUUGUGACCGAGACGUCGCCCUACCGGCUGGGGACCCUGUUGGGGUUCGGCUCGCGCGGGGCCCAGACCCUCGGGGUGCUGGACUCCGGCAUAACCAAGCUCCCGCAGAAGAUGACCGAGCUGGAGCUGAUGCGCCUUGUGGCCCGGGCCAUGGAAUUCACGGUGGUACCCUUCGUGGUGGCCUUCUGUGCGGCGGUGUCGCCGCAUUGCUACGACAGUGUCUUCCGGAAGGUCUAUUCGGCGCUCUUUUCCCACAUUUGCCGGCUGACCACCGGGGUGCUGGAAGCCGGGGCCAGUAACUUGCGCUUUGCCACGGCCAUCGCCAGCCACCGCACCCCGCUGGAGCUUCUGAUCGAUCUUCUGGGGAACCUCUUCUUCAAUGACACGAUCACCGGCGAUCAAACCAUGUUCGAUCUUCACUCCAACCUUCGGGCCACCAUUACUGCCUAUAAUUUCAUCAAGUAGCCCCCGGUGACGCUUGUGGCUGCCCUGCUGCCGGCGCCCGGGAGGAAGAUACCCAUGCCCAAGGCGGUGCCAACACGCGCGUGACAUUGUCCCCUUGCUUCUUUGUUCUCCUCACUGUCCUUGUGUGUGUGUGUGUGUGUG